UGUAGCGCAACAAAUUCCUGUGGCUCUUCGGGCCAAUAUGGCGCUGCUGAGAAUUCGCGUGAAAAUGUCGUAGUGCUAGCUCGGGCAGUGCGUGGACCGUGCGGCUGCGGGAAAAGCCGGAAAACUUUUCGCGGUCAAGACUCCUCGCACGCGACGUUACUGUGAAAAGCUUUUCGUGGAUAUUCCUCCACUCGGACGGCACGUAUUCUCGCCCUGAAUUUAAUCGGGGCUAGGAAUUCUUCCUGCCAGACACUGCUGCCAAGCCAAGUAAUUACCAGAAAAGAGCACGUUAAAUAUAAAUUGGGUCAACACGCGAUAUCGUAGCCCGACGAAGCGGAAGAGGAAGAGAAGAAGAAGAAGAGGAAGAGAGGACCCAAAAGAAGAAAAGAAAAAAAGCAAUACGCAAGCAUUAGACGAAAUAAAAAGAAGAUAUUCUUAAAAUGGAUAGUUCAGAGUACGAGCUAGUACGUAACAUGACGCUACUCUUCUUCUUCGAACGUUUGAUGGACAAGGGCGGUCCCCGUACGCUACACGAUCUAAGUUGUCAAUUCGGCGCCAAAGGGUUCACAAAAGAAAUGCGUCAAAUUGCUGGUGGUUCUCAAAGUGGCCUAAAAAAAUUUCUCGCCCAGUAUCCAGCUUUGUUUCUAAUCGAUGGCGACUACGUCUUCGUCAACGCCUUCCAGCCGGUCGUCGAAGAAGACAAUGGCAGUAAACUCAGUGGCAAGCGAGAUUAUGCAAGAGAGGCCGUCGAGUAUUUCUCUAAUAAGCUAAUGCAGUACGGAGUAGGUACUGAAGUACCAAUUAAAAGUCUCCUGGGGCACAGAUCACAAGCAUCCCCAGAAGUGCGGCACAUAUCCGGUCAGCACUACAAGGAAUUUCGUGACUUCCUUCUAAAAUAUCCCGAUGCUUUUGUCGUCACCGAGGACAAUGUCAUUCUAAAACAGUAUGAGGGUAUGAAGGCAGAGCAGCCGUUUAGAGAACUGGAACCGGAAAUACCAAUAGAUCCGGAAGUGACCGCAAGACUACUGGAUUUCUUUGCCCAGACCAUCGAGCAAAAGGGGCCAAUACUUGUGGAUCAAUUGUUUCAUAUGCUGACUGGUGUAUUUCCUCAGGAGACCUGGACGUCGAUGUUCAAGACACCUCAGGAUCUAUCAACCUUCCUUAAGAUGUUCUCCGAUGCCUUUCAUGUUCAGAGUAACAUGGUUACUCUGAUAAAUAAGCCUAAGAGCUUUGCGAUUGAUCCUCCUAAGGCUACAAAUCAGAACAAUAAUACUUCUAGUGCUCAGUCGUCAAUCAGAAUUGCCAGUCCUAUACAAAUUGCUUCCCAGACAACGUCCCAACCAGACUCCAUCACGUCGAAUAACUCGGCUUCGCAGCCAAACUCUCUGCAAAACGUGUCGCCAUCUUCAAAUGAAAGUAACAAUAACUCUCCACCGGUAAGUCUUCAGCAACAGACGUUGAAGCAGAGGAUCAACACCUUAGUGAUGAAGACCCUGGCAGAUAAUACUGAAAAGGAUCGCAGUCUCCAGACUGCCCAGAUGGGUGAUGCCUGGAAGCUGAAAGUACUCCAGCAGACAAGAGUAAUAGUGAAUCCUAAAGAAAGUCUUCAAAUUGUCGAGGACAUCAUAAAUCCUAGAAGGCCACCACCUGAUGGGAAAGUAGUCGUAUCCUUUGAUUGUGAGGGUAUCAAUCUGGGAGUCAAAGGCAAACUGACUCUUCUACAGAUUGGUACUAUGAGCGGCCAAGUCUAUGCGUUUGACCUCUUCACCUGUCCAAACCUGGUGCAAGCCGGAGGACUCCAGAAACUCCUAGAGAGUGAAAACGUUAUUAAGGUGAUUCAUGACUGCAGAAACGACAGCGUUAAUCUUUUCAAUCAGUUUGGCAUCACCCUCACCAAUGUCUUUGACACUCAGGCAGCGCAUGCAGUCCUCCAAUUUCAAGAGACCGGAAAACCCGUCUACAAGGUGAAAAACGUAAAUCUCAACGCCCUCUGUCAAUUAUAUGGUGCCCCAUGCAAUCCGCUUAAGGAGCAGCUUAAGAAUAUCUAUCGCAGAGACCAACGUUAUUGGUCGAGAAGACCUAUGACCAGGGACAUGUUGAUCUACGCGAGUUGUGACGUCCUUAGUCUGGUGCCCCAGAUCUACACGGCCAUGUCUAGACUGAUAAAACCAGAGUUUCAAACACUUGUCAAUGAACUCUGCGACGAGCAGGUCCAGAUGCAUAUAAAGCCUGGAGAAGUGAAGGCACGUAAGAAGCAGCGCAAGGUGGAAACGGAAGUGGCGGAUCUGCGCAAGAGGAUGGAAGAGACAACCGGAAAGAACAUUGUCCUGAGCAAUCGAGAAAUCAGGUUGCUACGUUAUCUGGCCUUGACGGAAGACGAGAAGGAGAAGCUCAAAGGAAGCUACAAGGUCGCUAGGAAACUGGAGAAACUAGAAAGCAUGGGACAGGACAAGGGCGACAGCAGCGACGAUGAUGACGAUGAGAGGAACGGGGACGCGGAGUAUCCAAGCCUGGACAGCUGCACCUCGGACAAUUCUCAUUCCGGUGGCGUGAUAUCUCCUAGGAACUCAGAACCACCAAGUCUGACGGAAUCCAUGCAAAUGGUUGACGAAAUCCUCUCGGACGGUCAAAUGGACCGAAUGGAGAAGAUUGAAAGACUGGAAGCCAUAUUGACAGCUGUCACUGGACCUACGACUGACACGCCAUUACCGGGAACCGAGAACUCCAUGUCAGUAAAGUGUUCCUGCAAUUGUCAGUCAAGCAAGUCUUCGCCCACGCAAAAAGAAAUGAAGACAAUGAAGGAAGUGGCUUGUCAGACUUUAAGCACCGGUGAUAUUGUUAUCACCAGGAUAUUCUUCACUGAGGAGGAGAAAGAACGCGAAAGACUCCUCAAUUCGCCGAAGAAGUAACAAAGUCUUAUCACGAUUUGAUAUAGAUUUUGAAAGAUUCAUUUUUUUAUACGCCGAUAAUACGUGAAUUUUGUAACCUUUGAAUCGACAAUGCGAUUCUCUAUCGGUCGAUAAAGCAGCUAACUAAAGUAACUAAUGCAUAAUACAUAAAAAUGGCGAUAGUGCCAAGACUGCAAAAGUGUUCCGUUUUAACGAAAGAGAUGAAAAGCUAUUAUAUAACAGAGAUACAGAAUGAAAUAGGACAAGUGGACGCUCCCGUAUGACAGUUAUUUAUUACUUAGGGUUUAAUUGUCAUUUGUAACGUCAAUUUUACUUUGUUAUGGAAA
Messenger RNA from Cephus cinctus (wheat stem sawfly), 3235 nucleotides. RefSeq lists its product as uncharacterized. Gene Ontology annotation, molecular function: nucleic acid binding; 3'-5' exonuclease activity. The record is from RefSeq and is a predicted model, not a curated record. The coding region runs from base 441 to 2909 and encodes 822 amino acids. Gene Ontology annotation, biological process: nucleobase-containing compound metabolic process. Lineage: Eukaryota; Metazoa; Arthropoda; Insecta; Hymenoptera; Cephidae. The transcript has 6 exons.